Molecule: messenger RNA, 872 nt
Organism: Rhinichthys klamathensis goyatoka
Lineage: Eukaryota; Metazoa; Chordata; Actinopteri; Cypriniformes; Leuciscidae
Gene: rab43
Product: RAB43, member RAS oncogene family
Exons: 3
Coding region: 89-715 (208 amino acids)
Cellular component (GO): trans-Golgi network
Molecular function (GO): GTP binding; GTPase activity
Source: RefSeq, a predicted model, not a curated record
ACUGUCAGGCGCUGCGCUGAGACACCUAAAGGCGCGCCCCCGAUGUAGUCUUCUCUCCACGUCAGUCAGAACGAGCACGAGCACAGAGAUGUCAUCCCAGGAUUCUGAUGAAAACUACGAUUUAGUGUUUAAAAUCGUUCUCGUGGGAGAUGUCGGAGUCGGGAAGACGUGUGUGGUGCAGCGCUUCAAGAGUGGGCUGUUCAUGGAGAAACAGGGCAACACGAUCGGCGUGGACUUCACCAUGAAGACCCUGGACAUCCAGGGCAAGCGGGUGAAGUUGCAGAUCUGGGACACCGCCGGACAGGAGCGCUUCCGCACGAUCACUCAGAGUUAUUAUCGCAGCGCUAACGGCGCCAUCAUCACGUAUGACAUCACAAACAGGGGCUCGUUCAUGUCGGUGCCGCAGUGGAUGGAGGACGUGAAGAAGUACGGCGGCUCCAACAUCGUGCCUCUCCUAAUCGGGAAUAAGUCGGACCUGCCGGAUCUCCGCCAGGUUCAGUUUUCCGACGCCCAGCUCAUGGCGAAUCAGCUGGACUUCAUCAGUGCCAUCGAGACCUCAGCAAAACACUCUGAUAAUGUGGAGCAGGCGUUCGUCACGAUGGCCAGCGAGCUCAUCCUGAGGCACGGAGGCCCGGUGUUCACCGAGAGCGUCAGCGACGGCUUCAAGCUCAGCAGCAGAGACCUGGGCGGGGCCGGCUGGGGCUGCGGGUGCUGAGGACCAAUCACAGCGGCCGGCUGGGGCUGCGUGUGCUGAGGACCAAUCACACGCUGCCGUACAGCGGCCGGCUGGGGCUGCGGGUGCUGAGGACCAAUCACAGCGGCCGGCUGGGGCUGCAUGUGCUGAGGACCAAUCACAGCGGCCGGCUGGGGCU